AUGAACUUAGAAAGUAUACCAUUAUCAGAAAAUACCAAGAAAAAUUUACGCCAAACUGGCUACCAUCAGUUAACUAAUAUUCAAUUACAAACUAUUCCUUUAGUGCUGGAAGGAAAGGACAUUAUUGCUCAAUCCCAGACCGGGACUGGAAAGACAGCAGCCUUUUUGAUUCCAAUUUUGGAAAGGCUAGAAGUAAUCUCUCAACCCCAAGUGCUUAUUUUGGUUCCCACCCGAGAGUUGGCUUUACAAGUGAGUGAAGAAGCCCGCAAAUUGUCUCCGCACCGCGUACAAGUAGCAGCAGUUUAUGGCGGAGAACCAAUUCAUAAACAAUUGCAAGCCUUUCGCCGAGGAGUUGACGUGAUAAUAGGAACUCCAGGAAGGAUUAUAGACCACAUUUUUACCAGAAAAAGUUUUCGUUUGGACCAUCUGAAAUUUGUAGUUUUGGAUGAAGUUGAUGAAAUGAUUGGCAAAGGAUUUUUAAAAGACAUUGAAAAAAUAGUGAAAAAAGUUCCUGAAAAACGUCAAACUUUACUUUUCUCUGCUACUAUCUCUCCAGAAGUAGAAGGAUUUGCCCGUAAAUUUGCCAAAAAUCCAGCCCUCAUCAUCAGCAAAAAUGACGAUUUGCCAAGUAAUACCGAACAUUAUUAUAUGGAGACCGCUUCCCUCCGGCAAAAAAAUAAUAGUUUAGUCGAUUUUCUUUCGACCAGCCAACUCGGCUCAGUAAUCGUUUUUGCUAAUACCAAAAGGAAAGUUGAGGAAAUUAAAAAUAUGUUGCUUGACAAUCGCUUACGAGUUGACUACAUUCAUAGUGAUUUAUCGCAAAACAGAAGGACAAGAGUUUUUCAGAAAUUUCGAGCCAAAAAAAUUUCUUUGUUAGUUGCGACUGAUGUAGCAGCUCGCGGCUUAGAUAUUAAGGAUAUUUCUUAUGUUAUUAAUUAUGACUUUCCUCAGAAUCGGGAAUUCUAUAUUCACCGAACUGGACGAACUGGACGAGCCGGAGCCAGUGGCAAAGCCAUAACUUUUGUUAACUCUUCGCGAGAAAAGAACCAACUAUUAGCCAUAGCCCACCAAAAAAACUUCAAAAUAGAAAGAUUUAUUAAUCGAACUAGAUAA
Paraglomus brasilianum is the source of this 1113-nucleotide messenger RNA. Lineage: Eukaryota; Fungi; Glomeromycota; Glomeromycetes; Paraglomerales; Paraglomeraceae. The record is from the annotation of a GenBank genome assembly.